Acanthoscelides obtectus is the source of this 357-nucleotide messenger RNA. The record is from the annotation of a GenBank genome assembly. NCBI's taxonomy places the organism in Eukaryota, Metazoa, Arthropoda, Insecta, Coleoptera, Chrysomelidae.
AUGCGAGCUAACGGUUAUGUUGAAGCUGCCAAGAUAACUGCAUCAAACUGGAAUUCGAGGUGGUUAAAGAAAAUUCUAGGCCUGGCUGGAAUAAAUACUGGUACAUACUCUGGGUACAGUACUGGGCAUGCAGCUGUUUCUGCAGCCUACAGAUCAGGUACUAACAUUGAAACUAUAAGAGCCACAGUAGGCUGGUCAGAACGGUCUAACCACAAGCACUCGAGCAGCUCCCUGCUAGCAGGCAAAGCCCACUUUCACGGGGCCCAGUAUCACGUUGGCUCCAGCGGACAUCACCAGAGGUCGCAGUCGCUGCGCAGCGCGGUGGGAGGUAGCGCGGGCGGAGGCGACAUGUGGUGA